AUGGAUUUACGAGUAACAUUCCUCUGGGCUCUGAUUUUGGUGGUCACACUCUGCGCUGGUACACCAACAUUGAUCGCUGAGCUCGAUUAUGGGACCUUUGAAGGGUCAUACUCACAAGAGUACAACCUAAGCUACUGGCAGAAGAUCCCAUUUGCGGCUCCCCCUGUUGGACAGAAUCGCUUUAGAGGACCCCAGCCACCCAAGCCUAUCACCAAUGGCACAUACAACUCGACACAAUCCUUCGAUAUGUGCCCCCAGCGCAGUGUAAAUGGAUCUGAAGACUGCUUGUAUCUUGGGCUCUACUCGAGACCUUGGACAGAGGGGCAAGCUUUGCGCCCAGUCGUGGUGGUAUUCUAUGGUGGAGGCUUUAUUCAAGGCAGUGCUUACUUCUCCGUCCCACCUUCUGGCUACCCAGUACUUAAUGUGUCUAAUACAAAUGACUUUGUUUUCGUGUACACGAAUUACAGAGUCAAUGCUUUUGGUCUCCUCCCUGGUAAAGAGAUUGCCGCUGAUCCGAUGUCUGACCUGAACCCCGGACUCUUAGACCAACAUGCUGCACUGCAAUGGACUAACAAACACAUCUCACGAUUUGGUGGUGAUCCGCAGAAUGUCACCAUCUGGGGGCAAUCAGCUGGAGGUGGUAGUGUAGUGGCGCAGGUCAUUGCUCAGAACGGGAAGACCAGUCCAUCUUUGUUCUCCAAAGCCCUGGCGUCAUCUCCUUUCUGGCCGAAGACUUACAAGUACAACGCACCUCAAGCCCAAGCACUAUACGAUUCUCUUGCUGAGCUCACCGGCUGUGCUGGACCCAAUUCACUGCAAUGCCUGAAGACUAUAGAUGUACAAACCAUUCGAAAUGCCUCCCUGACCAUCUCGGGGUCUCGUACGUACAACACAUCAUCUUAUGCUUGGUCACCCGUCAUAGACGGCACAUUCUUGAUUCAGCCGCUUUCAAGUGCUACGGCAAAAGAACAAGUCAACAUCGAUUAUGGAUUUGGUAUGUACAACUUACAUGAAGGAGAGAAUUUUAUACCUCCAGGCUUGCAACACGCGACCAAUUCUGGAACACCUCCGUUCAACUCAUCGGUCACGUCUCUCACUGCUUGGCUGAAGGGCUAUCUCCCGGGUCUCUCGGAUCGCGAUAGAGCUCGAGUGCUGUCUCUGUAUCCUACAGAAGGCUUCGCAGAAGGUCUCGUAAGCUACAACACCACAUACGUUCGAGCAGGACUCAUCUUUCGAGAUACCGUCCUCGCCUGUCCGGCGUACUGGAUGGCCGGCGCUGCUCAUAAGAAGUCCUACCUUGGAGAGUACACAAUCUCUCCAGCGAAACAUGCUUCCGACACCAUCUACUGGAACCAAGUCAACGCAGUGCAGAAGUCUGAUCCCUUGACCUACCAGGGAUAUGCUGGAGCAUUCGCAUCAUUUUUCCAGACAGGCGAUCCAAACGCUCACAAGUUGACCAACAACACUGUGGCCGGAGUGCCGGAGAUAGAGUCAGAAGAGCAAUUUCUAGUCUCUCAAGAUGGCUUUUCUGACGUGUCGAUCACAUUGUUAGCUCAGCGAUGCGACUAUUGGAGGAGCGUGGCACACAAGAUACCGAUAUGA
Messenger RNA from Aureobasidium subglaciale EXF-2481, 1602 nucleotides. RefSeq lists its product as uncharacterized. The transcript is spliced from 3 exons. NCBI's taxonomy places the organism in Eukaryota, Fungi, Ascomycota, Dothideomycetes, Dothideales, Saccotheciaceae. The record is from RefSeq and is a predicted model, not a curated record. Bases 1 to 1602 code for a protein of 533 amino acids.